Molecule: messenger RNA, 1353 nt
Organism: Penicillium longicatenatum
Lineage: Eukaryota; Fungi; Ascomycota; Eurotiomycetes; Eurotiales; Aspergillaceae
Exons: 2
Coding region: 1-1353 (450 amino acids)
Source: RefSeq, a predicted model, not a curated record
AUGAACUCGUCGACACAUACUAUAGAUCCGGACGGUGAAGUGAUCAUAAUAUUGCUCAAUGCAAACAGUCCUUUUGCACAACUGGAUGAAGUUCCAGUUACCAUUCAAGACUCUGGCAUUGUUCCGUCGGAAUGUGAUAACGCUCAAAGUCCGGAAGUGACCGAGGUUUCGAACCCCUCUUCCGAUCAGUCAAAGCUGACUGCCAAGCAAAAGAAGGCGCUGAAAAAGAAUAAAAAAAAGUCUGGUAUGAUUUUGACCGCUCUGGAGUGCACAUCAUCAAAGCUUGCUGCUGAAAAAAUUGUUGCCGAAGCAUACCCUGCCGAGCCAUACCCUGCCGAAGCAUACCCAGAGGAGGCACCACUUGACGAAACAUAUUCUGCCGAGGAACCAUACCCAGAGGAAAGACCUGCUGUUGAAGCAACUGUUCCCGAAGCAUACCCCGUCAAAGAUCCCGCGCCUGUUGAGGCUGAACCCGAAGGGCAUUCCGCUGAACUACCGGGGGAAACUUGCUUCCGUAUUCAGGUCUCUGCAAAGCAUUUGAUGUUUGCCUCGCCGGUCUUCAAAAAGAUACUGACCGGUGGUUGGAAAGAAAGCAUUACUUUUUUUCAAAAGGGCUCAGUUGAGAUCACAGCAGAGACCUGGGAUAUUGAAGCACUUGUCAUUGUACUUCGCGCUAUCCAUGGUCAACACCACCUCAUACCCCAAAAACUAACCCUGGAGAUGCUUGCCAAAGUUGCUGUGAUAGCAGACUAUUAUGAAUGCAAGAAUGCUUUGUACCUCUUGACAGAUAUGUGGAUCAAGAACAUGGAAGAGACGCUUUCUCCUGCGGGUUCUCGGGAUUUGAUUCUAUGGCUAUGGAUUGCCUGGUUCUUUCAACUGCCUACCCAGUUCGAAUCGUCAACUUCCAUAGCCAUGUCACAAAGCGCCGAUUGCAUUGAUACUUUGGGACUUCCGAUUCCAGACAGCGUCAUAGGCUCAAUGAAUGAAUGUAGAGAGGAGGCUAUCAACAGCUUGAUUGUCCUUCUACAUGAAACACGCGAUGCCUUUUUGAACAGCACUCGGGGAUGUAAUUUUGAAUGUCGCUCAAUCAUGUUUGGGGCUCUUACUAUACAGAUGCAGUCAAGCAAACUGCUUCUGCCAAAGUCUGAGACUCCUUUUCCGGGCUUGACUUACAACUGUCUUGUGCAGAAGAUAUCAACGUUCACAUCGCCAAAAUGGUCUAGCUUUUAUCGUUACAACUAUCAGCACAACUGCUCUGAACACUACUGCUCUGACGCCUCCUUCAAAUCGAUAUUCGAGGAAUUGAAGGGUUCUCUUGAGGGUUUGAAACUGGAGAGAUUCACUAGUUCAUGA